Molecule: messenger RNA, 579 nt
Organism: Fusarium fujikuroi IMI 58289
Lineage: Eukaryota; Fungi; Ascomycota; Sordariomycetes; Hypocreales; Nectriaceae
Product: related to 2-3-cyclic-nucleotide 3-phosphodiesterase
Exons: 1
Coding region: 1-579 (192 amino acids)
Source: RefSeq, a predicted model, not a curated record
AUGUCGCCCAAACGCGACGCUGCAGUGUUUGGCCCAAAGCUCCGAAAAGCACACGCCAAUGUCGGGCGAUAUCUCGCCACCGGGUAUGUAUCUGAGCUCAUUGGUCUUGAGGACUACGCCAUUCCACACGUGCAGGGCCACAAGACAACCGGGUACUAUCUGCGCAACGAAGCUACUACUUCGAUCAUCGCUUUGAUGCGCGGUGGUGAGCCGAUGGCAUUCGGCGUUAGCGAAGUGUUCCCACAAGCCAUGUUCAUCCAUGCGUCUAGCGUUGGAGACGUGAAGAUGCAUCAUGUCCAAGGACAGUCAAAUGUGAUCUUGGUGGAUUCAGUGGUCAACAGCAGCAAGAGCGUGACUGAGUUCAUCAAGCGCGUUGUGCGUCUUGAGCCCAACAUCAACAUUACAGUCGUUGCGGGCGUAGUUCAGGCUGAGGCGAUCGCCGAGGACUAUCUGUUCGCCAAGGUGAUGAGACGACACGGCGCUGGAUUGGUUGCGCUUCGAGUUUCGGAGAACAAAUUCACAGGAACUGAGACGACUGACACUGGGAAUCGGCUGUUCAACACGACUCACUUGGGUUAG